Oncorhynchus nerka (sockeye salmon) is the source of this 6047-nucleotide messenger RNA. RefSeq names its product syntaxin-binding protein 4. The transcript has 22 exons. Lineage: Eukaryota; Metazoa; Chordata; Actinopteri; Salmoniformes; Salmonidae. The record is from RefSeq and is a predicted model, not a curated record. The coding region runs from base 215 to 2680 and encodes 821 amino acids. Gene Ontology annotation, molecular function: protein binding.
CAGUCAGGCAGCAAUCUCGUUAUCAUUGAUUUGAUGCGGAAUGAAUCAGCGCUGACACAUCUCCACACUCAGCGAAGGAACAGCGCAGCACGUCGACGCGUCAACUGAUGGACAGAGUGAAGUGUUAAAGUUAUCCCGCGGGGCCCGGGGAUCGUUGUUGUGGUGGGAAAAAACAACUGAGCCAGCAGUCACGGGAGCUAAAUAUUUGGAUGCUAUGCCCUUUUCGAAAGGAGGAGGACGAGAACUCGAGCGUUUUGAUGGACUCUCGCUAAUUUACUGGACACUAAUGGGUCCGUAUGGGGUAGAUCGUGCCGUUCAUGAAAUAGAAUUUACCGACUGUGAGAAUGGACUGGGGAUCAAAGUGAUUGGAGGAAUGAAGGAGUUAACGGGAGAGGAGUUUGGAGUCUACGUCAAAAGGAUUUUACCUGGUGGCCUUGCUUCAAGUGAUGGACACCUCCAGGCGGGAGACCAGAUCUUGGAGGUGAAUGGGGAGAGUUUACUAGGGGUCACCAGUGAAAGAGCAGUAGACGUUCUGAGAUCAGCGUCCUCGAGCAACCAAAUGCGCCUUCUGAUCGCCAGAGACGAGGAAGCCAGGAGAGAGUUUUCAGAGCUUUUGGAGAAGUAUGGAUCCAGCAGUAGUACUGGGUCGACACGCAACUCUCCCAUCCAGCAUGCAGCCAGAUAUCUGGACAGCACAUCGUCCGGGUCCUCGUCACGCUCCCAGAGUCCUUUGCUUUUGAGUCCUGCUGGCUCUCAGAGCACCUACAACAACCCUCUACUGCGCUCCCUCAGUCACCCAGGAGAGGGUGUGAUCCAGCUGAUCUCUGUAGCCCGCUCCUCUAGUCUGGGCAUCACCAUCGGCGGAGGCUCCAAUAGACCGGACGGCCCUGCGGUCUUCAUCCAGGAGGUUCUGUCUGGGGGAGACUGCCACAGGGAUGGGCGCCUGAGGCCAGGGGAUCAGCUCAUUGCCAUCAACAAGGAGUCCUUGAUAGGUGUGACCCACGAGGAGGCUAAGAGCAUGGUCAACAAGGUCAAAUUCAGUCAAGAGGCGGUGGUGGAGGUUGCUUUCAUCCCUGGUAAAGGUCCGUUGCCCAACAGCACGUCUUUACACAACGGUGUCCAGCGUGGCGUUGGCAACGGGUACAGCUCCGGACGCUUAAAAGUCCACGUCAGAUCACCAGAGAUCCGUACAGGGGAACCUGCCCCACUGCCUUCUCCCUCCCCUGACAUCUGCCCUCCAGAUAUACACAUUUCAGGCUCGGCCUCCACCCAGAGAACAGUGUUGUCUGCAGCCAAACCCAAGAUCACCCUGGACCCUCACAUACGCCUCAAGUCUGACAAACUGGACCUGGCGUUGUCGUACCUGGGUCUGGACGUGACGGAGGAGAAGAGGAGGAAGCUGAGACAAAGUCUUAUCGCUGACCCACAGGGAACCGUGUCCUACGGAGACUUUGUUGAGGCCACACGCAACGUCUACCAAGAGAAUCUGGAGGAGGCGGGACUAGGGCAGAAAGAGUUCAUGUUCUCCUAUCACGAAGCAGCUAGCUUGAUGGACACCUCUGCCUUCCACUCCCCGACCUUUGAUUCAGAUUCCUACAGUAGUGAAGAACUGGAGCACUUUCAGGCGGAGGUGAAACAGCUGCAGAACCAGAUUAAACAACUCAAGUCCAAUCACAGUCAGCCUGCUGGUUUUCCUACACUACCCCAGAUCAGUCAGCCUGCUGGUUUUCCUACACUACCCCAGGUCAGUCAACAUGCUGGUUUUCCUACACUACCCCAGGUCAGUCAACCUGAUGGUUUUCCUACACUACCCCAGGUCAGUCAACCUGCUGGUUUUCCUACACUACCCCAGGUCAGUCAACCUGAUGGUUUUCCUACACUACCCCAGAUCAGUCAACCUGAUGGUUUUCCUACACUACCACAGGUCAGUCAACCUGCUGGUUUUCCUACAUUACCCCAGGUCAGUCAACCUGAUGGUUUUCCUACACUACCCCGGGACACAGAGCACAGCAAGUCGACCCUGGAGGAGGAGCUAAACAACACCUCAGAGAAAGCGUGUGCGACGGUGGAGGAGAACAGUCGUCUGAGGACUCGUGUGCAGGUAGCGGAUGCAGUGCAGAGAGACAGACAGAGUAACAGUGCAGAGCAGGACUAUGAAGAGGUCAUUACACUGCUAGAGGCUGAGAUCAAAGACCUGAAGAACCAACUGGCGGGCAAGAAACAGAAGGGUCUGGAAGCUACUAAGGAAGAUGUGAUGGAGUUAAACAGGAAGUUGUCAAUGAUUGACUGUCAGCUGAGGAAGUCUGAGCUGAGCAGAAGACACCUGGAGAUCUCCAACAAGAAACUACUGGGAUUCGCACAGAAUGUUCACAAAGUGCUCACCACCCCCAGCUUGUUUGGAAUGGAAAAUGGGAGUAGCAGGACCUCUCCAGCCACAGACAGUCCAGAGACCCCCUCUCCCAUCCCAGACCCAGCCUGCCAGUUAGCUGCAGAGGCCAGGGAGCUGGUGGAGGGGGUCAGAUCCCUGAGCAGCACCGAUGAUACAGCCCCUCUCAGUGACUCAGAGGUGGGUGAACCACCUGACCCAGCCAUGGACCCUAACCGGGCAACACACCCUCAUAGCUCGCCGGCUCAGACAUCUCCUACAGAAGAUCCAGCCAAAGACAAGCGCCGCCAGUAGAGAACGUUCAGAGAACGUCACAGAGAGCGUUUUAGAGAACGUUACGAGGACGUGAAAAGAACAACGUGGCUGGGGACUAGGCUCAGACGAACACAGUGGUUGGCUGACUACGUUUACCUAAAAACUACCAACGACCCUUUAAAAGACCGACAGACAGAUUGAGAGAGACAACCAGACAGACUGUAUGUAGGAUGCUAUGCAGUGUGCGUAAAAAAGAAAGAAAACACUUACAACUCUUUAAAAAUGAACUACUGUCAUUAGUUGAGGCUUCAGUCAAUGUUCUGGGAUUGCUUUACCGAUUAACCGCAAAAUGUUCUAGUUUAUCUGUUUUCUAAUACAGCUGUGUGUGUACUUACGUUUCUCUGUUGAUAUUUAGCAUUUGUCAGAAUGUGAACGAAGGGGAGAUUCUCAACUGGGAGAAUCUCCCCUUCCUGGGAAGGAUAGCAGGUUUUGAGGUGAAAUGGCAGAGACUUGUAGAUGCAGUUCAGUUUGUUCCAAAGAGCUUGCCGUAGCCGAUUAGACAGCACUACAAAGCCAAGGCGCUACCGUUGGGUGUGUAGGUGUACAGACAUACAGCAUGAGCUAUGAUGCUGAUGAUUAUGAUGAUGAUGCACUGAACCUUUCUAUCCAUGAGUUCCAAUACUCUGUAAAAGAUGAAUUCUCUCAUGUCUUAUUUCCUUGUAUCCUAUUUCCUUGUAUCCUUCCUGACCACUGAAAUCUGGAGAGACCGGAUAGUGACGUUCAAUAUGCCGGUAUGACAUUGGCUGCUCGUCAAAUUGGUUCCAUCCGUUUAUUUUUGGGAUCAGCGGUCCUCAAGGACACGAAGAGAGAUGAAGACGUUUGUGUUCAUUAUCUGAGACGGGACAGAAAUGUGUAUUUUUGCUAACAACAGUUCCCAGAGGUGAGGAGAAGAAGCCAGACUAGGGCAUUGGAACCUAGCCCUAGCUGUGUCUAUAGCUGUAUCGCCAUGGCUACAGUAAGUGCCCUGUAUGUGUAUACUUCAGAGAGAGAGAGAGGAUAACGUGGACGAUGUGCCCUGAUCCAAAGCGUCUCAUCCUGAUGACAUCGUGUCACCAUGGUGAUGACCCUGUGUACAGAAACGGUUUGUCCCUUAUACUGAAGUGCUCUGAUGAACUGUCUGUCUCUUUUGAAGAUGAUUUUGUACUGGAAAAGCCCAUUUUCUGUUACGGAUACCGAGGUAGAGGAAGAAGCUUUAGGACCUGCACGAGCUGUCAUGGCGACGCCGAGACGUCUGCUUUUGCUGUUAUUAUAAAACCUUGUAAAUCUUUAAGCUGAAAGAAAUAUUGCACUCUCCUUUGAUGUCCUUCUCCACAUCUUCUGACUGACGCACACACACACACACACAGACACACACACACACACACAAACAAAUCCGCUGGACCAAGCCAGAGCUUACUAUAGUAUGUCUGUGUCAGUUGAAGCUCGUUCAAGGCUUUGUCUAUGAGGAUUCCUUUCUUCCUUACUGUUGAGUUCUGUGAAUACUUACUACGCUGUCAUAUCACAUAUGUUCCGUGACUUCUGUUAGAACUGCGUCUCCAUAGCGACAGCUGUGUGGAAGUUCCGUUCCAUAACCCACAGUUUGUUGGCUUGUCCUCUGAGAUUGAGGUUAUGUCACCAAGACAAUAACAAAAAGAAUGGGAAAAACAACAACAAUGGCCUUUUAGCAGUGGCUGUGUCUCGAUAGUCGUAACUAGCUCCCUUUCCUUGUGUCCUUUCCUUGUGUCCUUUUCCUUCAUGAUCAGUGAUAUGGAAAGAAGUGAUACUGUAGGUAAAAAAGCAAUAUGGUGGAAAGCCAUCCAAUCCUUUCACCUGUUAGAGGUCCUGAAGGAAAGGAAAUGAGCGGAGGAGACAAGGAAAGGAAGUAAUGAAAGAGUAUUGAGAUCCAGCCGGUGUCUAUCAACUCAAAACAACUGAUACUUCCUCAGUGCUAAUGAAGGAAAGGCGACGAGGAAGGAAGCCAACGACGAGUAUUGAGACACAACGCAAAGCAGUGUAUCUCAACUGGAGACAUCAUCAGUACCAUACUAUCACUGCAUGGUUCUGGUUCUGACCACCUGUCGUUCAACAUCCAACUGGAGACAUCAUCAGUACCAUACUAUCACUGCAUGGUUCUGGUUCUGACCACCUGUCGUUCAACAUCCAACUGGAAACAUCAUCAGUACCAUACUAUCACUGCAUGGUUCUGGUUCUGACCACCUGUCGUUCAACAUCCAACUGGAAACAUCAUCAGUACCAUACUAUCACUGCAUGGUUCUGGUUCUGACCACCUGUCGUUCAACAUCCAACUGGAAACAUCAUCAGUACCAUACUAUCACUGCAUGGUUCUGGUUCUGACCACCUGUCGUUCAACAUCCAACUGGAAACAUCAUCAGUACCAUACUAUCACUGCAUGGUUCUGGUUCUGACCACCUGUCGUUCAACAUCCAACUGGAAACAUCAUCAGUACCAUACUAUCACUGCAUGGUUCUGGUUCUGACCACCUGUCGUUCAACAUCCAACUGGAAACAUCAUCAGUACCAUACUAUCACUGCAUGGUUCUGGUUCUGACCACCUGUCGUUCAACAUCCAACUGGAAACAUCAUCAGUACCAUACUAUCACUGCAUGGUUCUGGUUCUGACCACCUGUCGUUCAACAUCCAACUGGAAACAUCAUCAGUACCAUACUAUCACUGCAUGGUUCUGGUUCUGACCACCUGUCGUUCAACAUCCAACUGGAAACAUCAUCAGUACCAUACUAUCACUGCAUGGUUCUGGUUCUGACCACCUGUCGUUCAACAUUCAACUGGAAACAUCAUCAGUACCAUACUAUCACUGCAUGGUUCUGGUUCUGACCACCUGUCGUUCAACAUCCAACUGUGGAAUCAAAUGUUUGGUUUCAGGAAUGUAGACAAAAACAUGAGUUAUACUGUCUUGUUUAAAACAAUAGGUUGUAUGAUAACGAUACCUGUGUGGUGGGAUAUAUGGGCUGCGUCCCAAUAAUCUCUCCUUUCUCCCAAAGUGUGCACUCGUUCACUUUCCUUUAUGGAUUUCAAAGGACAUGACUGGAAUAUGGAACUCCCUCUAGAGUCUAGCCCAUGUAUUUUCCAUUUGUAUGGAGUAGUGAACGAGUGCACACUUCAGGAAAGAAAGAGAGUUUUGGGACACAAGUCAAGGAGAUGUGAACAACAGGAGGUCAUGUAACAUUAAUAAGACUGUAGCUAAAUGUGUCCGAGGUGUUAAUAUUGUUAAAUGCACACGCUUUACCAAACUGACUGACAUGUAGUCCUGUAAUUGAACUAGAUUGCAUCAUUAUGUGUGUGGCCUCCAAACUUUCUUUUACUGUUUUUAAUAAAGGAUUAACCUCAAA